AUGAAUAAUCGGUCCAUUGCCUGGUGGCUGCGGCAGAUUGGUCUGCCUCAGUACACAAAGAUCCUGGAAAGCGAAUAUUACGGACUGGAGGGCCUGCUAAACGUGAAUGACAACGAGCUGAAAGAAGCAGGAAUUGAGGAUGCCUCGCACAGAGAAACCAUCCUAAUUCAGCUUCUGAGGCACCGCCAAAAGCUCGACCCUCACUCAGGUGUGCAAAUGGAGCGCAGGGUGAGCAGGAAGUACUCGCUGGGUUCGUCCAUGGAUUUGGUGAAACCGAGCAAGGACCUGUUCCGACAGAGUGUCUUGCCCCGCCUCCACCGAGCUGACAAGAAGCAACGUCUCUCUGCGUCCUGCACCCAGCUGCGACCCCUGGACGAGGAUCACACCUCCACACUGGAUAGCUGUCGAGAGAUCAAGCGCAGUAAAAGGAAGAGUGUUGCCGCAUACUUCAGCCAGCUGAAGGUGUUUGGAGGUCGCAAGGAGAUGGACUCCCUGAAGAAGGAGCUGGAAGAGGAGUUGAAGCUCAGCACCGAGGAUCCCAGGAGUCACGCUUGGUACCACGGAGCAAUCUCCAGAGAGGCCGCUGAGGCUCUGUUCGAGAGGGAUGGAGAUUUCCUGGUUCGCGACUCCAGCUCAUCCCCAGGCGACUAUGUCCUCAGCUGCUACUGGAGGAAUGAGCCCAUGCAUUUUAAGAUCAUACGAGUGGUCCUGAGACCAAAAAAGGGCUACUCGCGUGAACUGUUCCAGUUCGAGGAGGACCGCUUCGACAAUGUUCCUGCUCUAAUCCGUUUCUAUGUGGGCGGACGUCGUCCCAUCUCCCAAGCCUCAGGCGCCAUUGUCUUCCACCCGCUAAACAGGACCCUGCCUUUGCGCCUCAUUGCCGAACGACAGCAGUCUGACUACAAGAGCUCCACAGUGGGGAAGUCCCAACACCAACGCAGCAAGAGGCUCAGCUUUAGCAGUACCCUGGGAGACGCUGUGCACGUCAACCCUCUGCUCAGCAGGAGCGGGAGUCACCCUGGCAACCUGGAGAAAGUCGGGUCCAGGCCUUCACUCCAAUCGGCUCAGUCGGACAGCAACCUGAGACCUGGCGCUUCUCAGAACACAAGACCCCAGGAAAUUGGGCCCCCUCCCAUCUCACCAGUGUUUCGCACAGGGAGUGAACCCCUUCUCAGCCCCAAGCCACAGCAAACCCGUUCCUGUUACCCUGGUGGGGGUGUGACGUUGCGGGGGUCCGACGGCCAGCUGCACUCCCGAGCGCCCCCUAAGCCACUUCGGAUCUCUGCCGUGUUCCCCAAAGUACCCCAACCUGUUCUGCUGUCCGACCAAGACGACGACCCAUCCGCUUUCUAUGACGAGCUGGUCGUUCAGGUGCCGCAGUCACGACGCAAAGGCCACGUAGAUCGGCUGCGUGCUGAGGAAAAGUGGCAGAGCAGGGCACGAAUCACCGAAACCUCGUUUGGCUUCCUUGAUGCCGACAAUAGCAGCGAGGUGGUGUCCCAUCUGCCGCGACUGCCUGACAAGGAGCACUUUGAACGGCCACAGACAGAGUGCAGCUCGUGCUUCCGGCUGGACCGUUUUGAGUCGCUUCUGUUGCCGGACAACAACCGGCCGCUGGAACCGAGCGUCCUGCUGGCUCUGAAGGAGCUCUUCAACCGCUCAGAUCCUGACAACACCGCCCUGCAUAUGCUUAGCGUGGACUGCCAGGUGGCGCGCAUCACAGGCGUGACAGCCGAGCAGAGGAAAGCCAUGGGGGUAGGCUCAGGGCUGGAGCUCAUCACGCUGCCGCACGGUCAACAAUUGCGGCGAGACCUGCUCGAGAGGCAUCAUCUGAUCUCUCUGGGCGUGGCCGUGGACAUCCUCGGCUGCACGGGCACUGUGAGCCAACGUGCCACUGUUCUACAUAAGUUCAUCCUCUUGGCGAAGGCCCUCAAAGACCGUGCCCACGAUCUCUAUUCCUUCUCUGCCGUCAUGAAGGCACUAGACAUGCCUCAGAUAGUAAGACUGGAGAUGACAUGGCGUUCACUGCGGAGGAAUCACACGGAGAGUGCUGUCCUGUUCGAGAAGACUCUUAAGCCCUUCUUGAAGUCGCUGAACGACAGCGAUGAAUGUGUUUUAGCGGGUCCGGUGGCCGUGCCCCACUUAGUUCCCAUGCUGCUGUUGAUGGAGGGCGAGGACACCGUGGAGGACAGUGAGCGAGGCUGCCAGACACUCUACAACGUCCUACAGGCUGCGCGACGCGACGCCCUGCAUGCCCGCGACUACCAGCGACACGCCAGCGCUCUGCUUGGGGGUGGUUGGACGCCCAUCCCUGAGAUGCUGGAGGCCUUCCAGACCGAGUUCGCCCUGCGCCUCUUCUGGGGCCAGUCGGGAGCGGAGGCGGACAGCAAAGAACGUCACGACAAGUUUGACAAAAUUCUCUGUGUGCUCUCGGACAAAUUGGAACCGGUUGAGAUCAAACCGGCGACGCCGCAGCCUCUCAGUUGA
Messenger RNA from Nerophis lumbriciformis (worm pipefish), 2487 nucleotides. NCBI's taxonomy places the organism in Eukaryota, Metazoa, Chordata, Actinopteri, Syngnathiformes, Syngnathidae. The record is from RefSeq and is a predicted model, not a curated record.